AAGAUCACGCACACUUCCUGCUUGUUCUCCCUCCGGGAAACGCAUGCGCAGGAAGGCGCUUCUCCUCCCCUGUUUCCCAGAGUGCUCUGCGCGGUGAAGAAGCGUCGGUCGCGGGCUGGAGGCAUUUUGUGUCCUGGAUAUCAGCAGCGAAAGAGAGAGAGAAAGAGAGCGAGAGCAAGAGAGAGACAGACAAGAUGGCGGCGGCGGCCGAAUGAAGCGCCAGGCGGCGGCGGCGGCAGCCGGAUCCGCUCGAGCUUCUCCCUCCCUUCCCAGCCCUCAGGGCUACCUUUCCUGACAGGGCAGAGAGAGCGCUGACAGCCGCGGAAGCGUGUGGAGGGGGACGUCCGCUUCCUUCAAAGGGGCCUGGUUGCGAACGGAGCCUCGGGGACCGGAGUCCUCCCUCCCUCCCCCCAUCCUACAUACUUCCCCCGUCCUCUUCUUCUUCUUCCUCCUCCCACCGACAGACCCCUCGAAAUCCUGGCUUUUUCGUAGCAGGAGCUCCUUGAGGAGAAACUCGGCAGUCGGGCGCUCGACGUGUGAAUAAGCCCCCCUCCCCGCUCGCUCUCUCCCUCGGUCGCCAUGGCGAGCAGCAGCGGCUCCAAGGCCGAGUUCAUCGUCGGGGGCAAAUACAAGCUGGUGCGGAAGAUCGGCUCGGGCUCUUUCGGGGACAUAUACUUGGCCAUCAAUAUCACCAACGGGGAGGAAGUAGCUGUGAAGUUGGAGUCUCAGAAGGCCAGACAUCCCCAGCUGCUAUAUGAAAGCAAACUAUACAAGAUUCUGCAAGGGGGAGUUGGCAUCCCUCACAUACGGUGGUAUGGUCAAGAGAAAGAUUAUAAUGUUCUAGUCAUGGAUCUUCUUGGACCGAGCCUUGAGGAUCUCUUCAACUUUUGUUCUCGAAGGUUCACAAUGAAAACAGUACUUAUGUUAGCAGACCAGAUGAUCAGUAGAAUUGAAUAUGUGCAUACAAAGAAUUUUAUACACAGAGACAUUAAACCAGAUAACUUCCUAAUGGGUAUCGGGCGUCACUGUAAUAAGUGUUUAGAAUCUCCAGUGGGGAAGAGGAAAAGAAGCAUGACUGUUAGUACUUCUCAGGACCCAUCUUUCUCAGGAUUAAACCAGUUAUUCCUUAUUGACUUUGGGUUGGCCAAAAAGUACCGGGACAACAGGACAAGGCAACAUAUACCAUACAGAGAAGACAAAAAUCUCACUGGCACAGCCAGAUACGCCAGCAUCAAUGCACAUCUCGGCAUUGAACAGAGUCGUCGCGAUGAUAUGGAGUCACUAGGAUAUGUAUUGAUGUACUUUAACAGAACCAGCCUGCCAUGGCAAGGACUAAAGGCUGCAACAAAGAAACAGAAAUAUGAAAAGAUUAGUGAAAAGAAGAUGUCUACUCCUGUUGAAGUUUUGUGUAAGGGUUUUCCUGCAGAAUUUGCAAUGUAUCUGAACUACUGUCGUGGCUUGCGCUUUGAAGAGGCUCCUGACUACAUGUAUCUGAGGCAGUUAUUCCGUAUCCUUUUCAGGACUCUGAAUCACCAAUAUGACUACACAUUUGACUGGACAAUGUUAAAGCAGAAAGCAGCACAGCAGGCAGCCUCUUCCAGUGGGCAGGGGCAGCAAGCCCAAACCCCCACAGGCAAGCAAACUGACAAAUCCAAGAGUAACAUGAAAGGUUAGUAGCCAAGAACCAAGUGACGUUACAGUCCAAAAAUAAUAAACACUAAUUUGGAUGUCGGUGGAGUUAAGUGUUAGAUCAAGGAGGCCAUUAAAAACAUACAUUUGGCUAUUUAGUAUUAAAGAAAACGGACGUCCUUGGAAAAUUUGACUACUAACUUUAAACCAAGUGUCCUUGUUUUUCAUAUCAUUUCUUUGGGGAUGUUGGGUCAUUUUAACCACUGCAUCUUCUGCUCCCGCAUUAACCCCUCUUCAAAACUGGCUUGGUGUUGGGAACAUGACAAACAGUAUGAUCCAAAAUCCUAGACCUAACACUUUUAAAGAGGAAAACCUUCUGUUUACUUUUUCUAUUGCGUCAGCAUUUAGAAGCUUGGGUAUGGGUACCUUUAUUCUUGCAUCCAAAAUGAAGAUGGAAAAACUAGGCAUGAUCUCACUUGGAGUUCUGCCUAAAGCACUUGUGUGAUGGAUUUUUAUUCCUCAACAUAGAUAGUGUUAAUUUUCCAUCUUCAAUUACAAAUCCAGACUUGGAUUAUCCUGUGGGGUGAACUAAUAAGGGGACUCUUUAAUUUAAAUUUAAUUUUAACUGUCCAUUACAUUAAGUUUUUGCUUUUAUUGAAAUGUGGAUUCAAAUGAAAAUGGAAUUUAAUAUGUUUUCAACACACCUCUUAAACCGGUUUUCUAUGAAGACCAAACCAUGGGAGAAAUUCUGUCCUAAGCUUAAUAAAUACAGCCCAGUACUGUAUAUCCCGGGCUUUUGUGGCUAUAGGUGAGCCACGUCCUCUAUCAGGUUGGCUUGUUACCCACAAAGGAGCUCACUCUGCUCCUUCCCAGAAUGGGGGUUCCAGUAUCUCUCAGGGGAUGCACAGGAUGGGGAAGAGCUGAGGCAGCUUCAUGAGGUGACGUCUACAGAAUAGCAAAUGGUGGAUGCCACAUCUGCAGUAAUUCAGGUUUAAAUGGAACCCAUUUUACAGCAGGAAGAUGGACCGUAAGAUAGCUAGGAGCUGAGCCUGCUGCCAACCUGUGAUGGGAAUGGAUAGGGUUAUACCUGUCAUGGGGACCAUCAUGCCAGUCCUUGAAUGAAGAGUCUGAAAAACAAUCCUAGUGGGGGGUGGGAUACACCUAUUCCAGAAAAGAAAGAAUGAGGUGGAGCUCACAAUGUGCUGAAGGAAAUACUGUAGUAGAAAAUCUCUCAAAUUUUAUUGCGCGCUGUACACAUUUGAAGCGUAGCCAUUCACUACUUGUCUUUUGAAUAAGGUGUUAAAGGGGGAAGGGGGGCAAUGAAGGUCUAUGAGUUAGUGAAGACUUCACUCUUCUUGAGAAGCAGAGUCUCCAAAAAUGCCAGAAACUGGGGUGUCUGAAGAGAAGAGAACCCUUCAGUGAAGCAAUUUGGGACAAGACUGAUGACUGUACCUACCUGUACUUAACGUGGAAUAAAGUGAACUUACCUGCUGAAAUUGGUUUGCAUCCUGGUAUCCGUGGGGCAGACAUGGUCAAAAGAUUAAUAGAGUGGAACAAAGAGGUCUGGGCCAAAGAGACUAUAAGUCUUCACAGAUUUUAGCAUCCAGUGCUUGGCUUUAGCAGACAAAUAACCUAUGUUUUACCAUAUUCAUCCACUGAGUUCACUUGAGUUGCCUUGUAAGUCCUAUUUUGUAGUCUCAGGUCCUUGAAUACUGCAAUUUGCUCAAUUCACAAAUGGUAAACAUUAUUAUUCUCACCAGCUGAACUUGAAUUACUAUUUUUCAUAAAAUGGAAAAAAUAAUCUGUCCAGUAAUAAGCCAAUGCUUCUGAAAAGUCUGCUUAAUCUUAAAGUAGAUAAUCUUGAUCAGUGCCUUUACAUGAGGAGAGGGAGACAGACAACAGAAAGCACUAAUUUCGCAUUUCUCCACCAAGUACAAAUAAUUCUAUAGGGCCAGAGGAAUGUGAGUUGAACAAAACUUGAGAUUGCUGGCUAUUUUGUUAUUCUGAGGUGGGGCAGAGGAGUGGAUGCAACACAGAGAAGAAACUCAAGGCAGGUAGGGAAAGGACAGCUUUGUUUGCUCUUCUUAGCAUCUAGGGUUGGUCACAAUUAGCUGUUACAUGACUUUCUGGCAAAUAGAAGGCUCUUACUGGAAAAUAAAUUCUUCCAGUGUUAAACAAAAUAAGCAGGGGGGGGGGGGAGAGGAGGCAUUAAAUGGAAACAGUGGGACAAAGAAGCAAGGCCUGGUUUUCAGAAUGAAAUGUAAGAAAUGCUUCUCAAGAAGAAAUGACUUCAAAUGAUGUGGACCUAUGUGAACACUCUGGAUCAACUGGUUAGUAAACAUUUUUGCACUUUUCUUAUUUAUUGUACCCAUAUAUUGCUGUGCUAAUAUAAGCAGAGCAUAUUGGGGUGGAUUAUUUUGGAGUUUCAAUGUACAAUUAAUUACUGAAUUUAUGGGAAAAUGUUAAUUGCACUGUAGCUGCUGCUGUAGGACUUCUGAUAUUAUUGAUUGUUCGGCAUAAGCAAAUAUUCUGGUUGAAGAUGGUGCAACACUUGUUAUGCCAUAGUGGGGGGGAAAUCACUAUUUAAUUUGCUUUUGGGAGGGCUGGCACAUUGUUAAAUAUGAGCUUUUAUUUGGCUUUUCCAUUGUAAAUAUUUUGAAGUGACAUCUACAGCAGACCAAGCCUCUGAAUAAGAAUUUAUGAAUGCAAACAUUGUUGUCCUAAAGGAUGGUCACAUCCCUUAUUCAUAGCAAACAUUCCUUGUUUUAGAGCACAACAGCUCCGCUUUAAGCAUAUCCCAGCUCUAUGGGUGUGUGUGUGUGUGUGUUUGUGUGUUUUAAAGAAUGGGUCUGGCAAAUUUUACAAUUAAAGCAAGUGUACUCAAUUACAGAAGUUGACUUUUCAUUGUUUUUGUUUCAGGGUCCAUAUAAGAGGUUAUAACUAUCCGUUUGCAACAUCUACAGCUUCAUAGUCAUCUGCUGGUGCCACCAAAACUAGCAGUGCUGCAACUUAAAUACAUACUGGACAAUAAACUGCAUGCUUCAAACAAGAUCUCUUCAUCCAAUUGGAACCAUGGAUAAUUUCAUAAUAGUAGUUGAUGAAAAAUGCUCUGUUUGUUAGUUCAACUAACCCUUUUGUGGGUGAUCAGAAUAAAAUCUUUAUUGGCACAGGUCA
Messenger RNA from Zootoca vivipara (common lizard), 4803 nucleotides. The record is from RefSeq and is a predicted model, not a curated record. Lineage: Eukaryota; Metazoa; Chordata; Lepidosauria; Squamata; Lacertidae.